Molecule: messenger RNA, 879 nt
Organism: Orbilia oligospora ATCC 24927
Lineage: Eukaryota; Fungi; Ascomycota; Orbiliomycetes; Orbiliales; Orbiliaceae
Exons: 1
Coding region: 1-879 (292 amino acids)
Source: RefSeq, a predicted model, not a curated record
AUGGCCCCCCAGCUCCUCACACUCCCGAACGAAAUCCUAGACGAAGCAAUCCGCCAUUUAACUCCCGAGUUCGCCACCGACGCCGAAUUUGCAUCUCACAAGGUCUGGCGAUCUAGUCCUCACCAAAAUGACUUAUGCAAUCUCAUGCUCACCUGUAAACGCCUUUCUGCCAUCGUCCGACCUUACUUAUAUUCCACCGUAGUCUUGGAUUAUCACACGAACAUGACACAUCUCCUCCGAACAUUAAUCGAAAACCCCGACUUCCGCGGAUUAAUCCGGACGUUAUCGAUUCACUGUCCUUUAACUUUUUGCGAUUCGAUCGUGGAUCCGUAUUCUCCGCGAGAAACGUUUUUGGACGAUAAUCCUGAGUUGAAGAGGAAGUUGAAUAUGAAAUGGGAUACGGAUGAGAUGGAUGAUUUUGGUGGGAAGGUUUUUAGAGCUGUCGGACUUGAUGCUCAUCAGUUCAAGGAGUUCACGGAGGAUGAAAUCGAGUCUUUAAAUGAUAAUACUUAUUGGCUGGCAGUACCGACGUAUUCGGAACGGAUUGGAUAUGAGAAUGCCAUAAUGCAGGGAAUGGCUUUAGCGUUAAUUGCUUUGUCGGUACGGGUGGAAAGACUCUGUUUAUGGAGAUUUUAUGAUUCGGGGAACAUGUGUGAUUUUGAGCGUGGAGUCAGGACUCUUGUGGACUCUGAGAUGCUAAGGGAUAAGAUCUUGACGGGACUGAAGAGGUUGGAGAUAUUGGGUUACAGUGGAUCAAGUAUUGAGGAUCACUUUGAUCAGUUGCUUGAACUCCCAGCCGUUAAAGAACUCGUUGAGAAUGGGGAGUAUCAAUAUGAGGAGGACGAUGAUACAGAGUUUUGGGCAGUGAAGGCGCAGUAG